Rodentolepis nana is the source of this 495-nucleotide messenger RNA. The record is from the annotation of a GenBank genome assembly. NCBI's taxonomy places the organism in Eukaryota, Metazoa, Platyhelminthes, Cestoda, Cyclophyllidea, Hymenolepididae.
AUGGUUAACAGGAGGCUGACCUGGUUCCUUGAGACCAACAAUAUCCUGUGGAGUGAACAAGCAGGUUUUAGGCCACAAAGAUCAACAAAUGUAGCCACUUUUUCCCAACACAUCAAAGAUGCCCUUGAUGCGAGAAAUUUCUUACGGCUGUUUUCGUCGACUUCAAAUCAGCAUAUGACCGAUAGAGAAGCUAAUUCUAAAAUUGGCAAAGAUUGGUAUUUUCCACAGAUACUUGUCAAAAGCUGCACUCUUUUCAAUGUCUUCAUCAAUGACCUCAUCAUUGACAUAGCCGAAUUGGUACAGACAGUCACGGGCGUGGAGUGCUUACUUUAUGCAGAUGAUCUUGUUCUAGGGUAUUACAUGCUUACUUUAUGCAGUCAUCAAAUGAUCUGGUACUAUGGUAUUCCGGGCUUACUUUAUGCAGAUGAUCUUGUUCUAUGGUAUUCCGCCUACUUUAUGCAGAUGAUCUUGUUCUAUGGUAUUCCGCCCCUAUGA